This is a messenger RNA of Closterium sp. Naga37s-1, 1491 nucleotides long. NCBI's taxonomy places the organism in Eukaryota, Viridiplantae, Streptophyta, Zygnematophyceae, Desmidiales, Closteriaceae. The record is from the annotation of a GenBank genome assembly.
AUGACAAAGGACAGUGCACAGGAGGUGCAGGGGGGCAGGGAGAGUAGGGGGGCUGGUGGUGGGAACUGGGAAGAGCCUGCAGGGGGCCGUGGAGGGGAAGUGAAGGAUGGUGGUGGGAUGGUGGUGGGGAGAAAACUUGGCUGCGGGGAGUGCGCGUACUACUGGCAGCGGGGUAUGCGAGCUGUGAUGGCGGCGGCUAAGCGGGCAGUGCUGGCGGCGGCUGUGCAGGUAGUCCUACUAGCGGCAACUAAACGGGCAGAGCUAACGGCGGCGGGCAGUGCUAGUAACGGCGGCUAUGCGGGCUGUGCUAACGGCGGCUAUACGGAUGCUGGGAUAUACGGCGGGUUCGACCCUCCUGCUACUGAGGAACUUCCGGACUGGCUGUCCGACUUCUCGCCUUCUGAAGUGCCUCAGCUCACCAUUCCACUUCUUCAUCAGGCCUUGCGGUCAGCCCCUCGCGGCACAGCUGCUGGCCCUUCUGGUUGGCUCAUUGAGCACCUUCGCGAUACCUUCCUUUCGUACCAGUCACACCUACCGCAUCUUCUCCGCCUGUUCCAGAACUGGCUGCAAGGCGACCUCCCGCAAACAGUUCGACCUUACUUCACCGCAUCUACUCUUGUUGCCCUUCAGAAGCCGCAAGGGGGCGUUCGCCCGAUUGCCAUCGGCGAGAUACUGCCGCGCCUGCUGUCCCGUUGUGUUACUCUUCACUUCAAACAGCAGAUCCGAGACUUCUUCCUUCCCUCCCUACAGUUUGGGGUCGCUGUCUCCGCAGGGAUCGAGGUUAUGGCCCAUGCAGUCCAGUCGGCCCUUUCCCUCCACCCAGAGUGGGUUGUGCUGGAACUGGAUGUUGCCAACGCCUUCAACUCCUUCAGCCGUUCUGCUAUGUUCAACGCCCUGCGAGACUCCCCGUUCUCCAGCCUCAUCCCUUUCUUCCGCCUCUUCUAUGCCUCCCCCUCUUCUCUCCAUUACCGCAGCGGCCCAUUAAUCGAGACACUGCAGUCAUCAUCGGGUGUUCGACAGGGUGACCCAUGUGGGCCAUUCUUGUUCGCCCUCACCCAGCACCUAGCCAUUCGCCCCAUCCAGCGUCAAUCUCCAGCCCUUUUCAUCACCUCCUACGCGGACGACACGUAUAUGGUCGGCCCUGCGCAUGACGUGUUUCCUGCCUACACAGCGCUUACAGCUCGUCUCAAUAACCUGGGCCUGAGGGUGCAACCAUCAAAAUGCUCCCUCUGGGCCCCUUUGGACCUCCCUUCGGACCUGACACCUCCAUCAGACAUCGUCAUUGCCCCUAACGGACUCACGGUUGCAGGAGUGCCUAUCGGAUCGGACACCCACAUUAUCUCUACAGUUCGAGACAAACUGCACUCUUUCUCUUCAUCACUGCCUCUCCUGCAUGACCUUCAUGAUCCACAGACUGCCUCUCGCCUCCUUACUCUCUGCAUUUCCGCCCGUCCCUCAUUCCUCCUCCGCACAGUGGCACCAUUUCCCUAG